UAUCAAUUUAAUUUCCGCGCUGAGAGAAAAAGAUUAAACUCCGCCUUUCAGUUAAUGAUUAUAGUCGCCGCCGAAUGGAUAUAAAUAAGGUUUCCUCAAAAUUAGAUGUUACCUUUUUCAUUUCGUUCAAAAUGGCAUUUACCGGAAAAUACGAACUUCGUUCUCAUGAGAGUUUCGAGCCUUUCAUGAAGAUGAUCGGUAAGUGACUGGCAAUUACCUUGUGAUUGUUCGAUUUAUUAAAAAAAAAUCUAAUAGUUUAAUCGCCUUCUAAAUCAACUACACCGACUGUCGCUAUCCCCUACAAUAAAAUACAUUCCCCAAGUCUCCCUGAUGAAAUGAUCGAACAAAGUAAAGAAAUAAAGAGCAUCUCGGAGAUCGAGCAGAGUGGUGACCAUUUCAAAGUGACCAUAACGACGGGAGCCAAGGUUCUAGUCAACUCUUUCACCGUGGGACAACAAACCGAGCUGGAGACGAUCACAGGAGAAAAGGUCAAGACUGUAGUGAGACUGGAGAGUAACAAGCUGAGGGCGUUGCUGAAUGGUGUUGAGUCUGUGACUGAACUUGUUGAUGAGAAUACGCUAGUCAAUUCUUUGAUUUUAGGAGGCGUGACAUACAAGGGGAUCAGCAAACGCAUGUAGAGCUGGGCUCUAUGUGGCUUGGUGCAAAUAAAAAACAAACAGUU
Paramormyrops kingsleyae is the source of this 682-nucleotide messenger RNA. RefSeq names its product fatty acid binding protein 1-B.1. NCBI's taxonomy places the organism in Eukaryota, Metazoa, Chordata, Actinopteri, Osteoglossiformes, Mormyridae. The record is from RefSeq and is a predicted model, not a curated record.